ACGGAAUAAAUGGGCCACUAAUAAAAUGGGCCACUAACUAUGACGCUGCACUUAGUAACACCUCACCUGGAGUCAUAAUUUGAUAGGCGAGGGAAGGACCGGAUGAUCAGAAACAAUCCUGCAUUACUUCUUCAUUCUCGCACACUUGUCUUAUGAUAAUACGUCUUUUUUUUCACAUACGUUUUUUUUGACAUAAGCUCCUUAUUUUUUCUUCUUCACUUUUCCACCUCUCAACUCCAAAUCCUACAAGUACCUAACCUAAACUUAUUCUUUAGUCCGAACAGAACAAUAAUUCCAAGUCCCUUUGUCGAGCAAGGCAGGUCCUUUUCGUUCCCGUUCCGUUCCGUUUCGCAUAAUCUUGACAAACGAGUCAAUGAAAAGAACACAACGAGUUAGCUACUUGUAGCGAUUUCAUUUCUCAGUAACAUAUAAAGAACCACUUCAGUGGCUACUUGAAAAUAAUAUGCUCGAAUAUUUAUAACGUCAUCUUUCAAGCUUCAGGCUGACGUUCUGAAUGUAUGAUGCCCGCUUUCCAGAUAGACCUGGAGCGGAGGGAGUCCGCUGAGAACUUACCGACGCUUGAUAUGGCACCACCAGCAGAUCAAUUGCAUAACAAUAGCGCAUUAAGGAAGAAGCGGUCAGAAGAGAGUAUCAGUAGCGAAUUAUGCGAUGGUCCAAUAGAAGACACCCCAGCACCUCAAAAGCCAGAGAAAAACUCCCCGACCGAGUGCACCGAUAGAUCGGAACUGAUCGAGCGAUUAAAAAGAGGAGAGAGUCCAACCUGGAGGCCAAAUCGACAUUUCGGAGCAAUAUGGGGACAACAACCAGUAACUCCUACUCGAAGUCCAAAACGCUCGACAGCGGAUUCGCCGUCCCUACUACCUUCAGCUACAAUAACUCCGGAAAAGCGAAGCACCGACUCGGCUGAUGAAGCAAGGCAGAGAGAGGGACUAAGUAUAGAGCGACCUCCUUCAGCUCUUCAUAGUGGCGACUUUACCCAUGACGAAUCUUCAGAGGAUGCCGGUGUUAUACUGGAUCGUCAACAAGCUCGAAAGGGACAAGAUUUCGAUGGUGUUAGUGAGUCGUGGUUAACUAUUCCAUCUCUGAAGGUUACUACUCGAUUCCCCCUUGAGAGCCAGCGGACCUCAGCGAGGGGACCAGAUGAGAUACUCCCAAGUUUUUCUCCUUUAUCCUCUUCUAUUUCUUCAAGUUUUAUAUAUAAACCACCUACUAGCCCUUUAGUUCAGUCAGAAAGUAAUGACGAUGUCGAUUUGGCUUCCCCUAUGGAUGGCAUUGAUAUCAAUUCAAGCCUUUCUGGAAAUCCGCACCGGAACCCAUUAGUAUCGUCUUAUUCAAAUUCAUACGCUAUCCCUUAUAGUCCGUCACCAAGGCAACCUACCUCUUUACGCCAAGAGAGAACGUUUCCUUAUCAAGCUCACCAACCUCGGCGAUCUCUCGCCUCAACUCCCAACUUCCCUACUACUACAUCUUCGCCUCAAACCCCUACUUUCUUCCGUUCAAGGCGCCCGUCGCUUGGUUCAGAAAUAUCACCCAUCCAGCAUGCUUCCAUGGUAGGGUCUUAUGAAGAAAGUAUCUUACGCGGACGAAUGUCUACAACCCCCUCAAAGCCUCUCGAUUUCUUAGCUCAGAUCGGCGUACUCGGGUUGGGUAAGUGCAAAUCAAGCUUACGAUGUCCGCCUCAUGUGACAUUGCCUUUCCCUGCCGUAUUCUAUAGUUAUGCCAACUCUUCUCACGGACGCUCUAAAAUUGAAGAUGGGCCGAGUCCGUAUGUUGGCCAGAUUGACUUGGAAAAUGGUCUUCCGAAUCAGGAAGAGGAAGCGAGGUCAAAGCGAAAGAUGCAAAGCCGGGUCUUGGACCGAAAAUUGGAAGAUGAUAAAACGGAUACGGGCAGCCGUCCCACGGAGCCGUUGGAACGUGACCCGCACAGAGCUCAACGAUCCAAACGUAGGUCCAGUUCUCCCAGGGCACCACCGGGGGGUAGCUACCGUAUCCCCGAGAAGGGGCAAGUUCAGAUUGUGAUCAAAAACCCCAAUAAAACCGCUGUGAAGCUAUUUCUAGUCCCGUACGAUCUGGCGGGGAUGGAGCCUGGUACAAAGACUUUCAUCCGGCAGCGAAGCUAUUCAGCUGGCCCAAUCAUUGAUAACAUGCCUGAAACAAAAGACCGCGAGGCCACAGACAAGCCAAUUCUAAGGUAUCUGGUCCAUCUGCAUAUAUGUUGUCCUUCGAAAGGUCGGUAUUAUCUGUACAAAAGUAUUAGAGUUGUCUUUGCAAACCGCGUGCCUGACGGGAAAGAGAAACUUCGAAAUGAGAUUUCUCUACCGGAGCCCAGGUUCACUAGCUAUAAGCCGAUCAGGGUUAUGCACCCUCCUACCUUGGCGGGUUCCGGUCCCGGUGCCAGUUUGGCUUCUGAUAAAGCGUUUAGACGACGCAGCUCUGGCUUCUAUUUCAAUACCCCUGGCCAAGCGUACGAUUCCACCGGCGGAAUUUCCCCUAAUCAUACGCUACACCAACCCUUUCUGUCGAACUUCGCAGGCCAUAACGUUCCAGUUGAACCCGUACCUCUCAGACAUGGUGGAAUGAGGAACAUAGUGGAUGAAGCCAGCAACGCAGGUCCUGCUGAUCUCUUGUCCCCAGAUUCCUCUCAAACUAGCCAGCCGGCCACGCAAUACUCGAGCGAUGUAUCGAGCUGGGGUGAACCGGACACUCAGUUCGAUAAAUACGACAAGCUUGCUAAAGGCGAUGUAGGCUACGGGGGGAAUGCGUUUGCCCGUCUCAUUAACGGUAACACCGGUGUUGCAGAGAGCCUAUUAUCGCAACGGCUGCGAUCAUUGGGCGUUGAUAGCCGUAUAGAAUAGGAUUCUGGAACAAUAGAGGAAUAGGUGUUUUGGAGUGAAAUAUCAUUUAACCCCGGUGUUUGGAUAGGAGAACUAUUAGUGUAUCUUUCGCUGGCUUCUGGGAAGGGUAAGCAGGGUUAUAUGCUGGGAGUACUUGGGCACUAUCUAGUGUGUAUAUUACGGCUAUGGGGUUGUAUUGAUCAUGGUAUAGCAGCAUUUGAUUCUACAUAACCUUGACUAGGUGCCUACCUCCUAACUGUUUAUAGCGGACAGAAUUUUUACUAAUAUAUUUUUAUCUUAAUCUAUCUUUCUGAUAGCCGGUAUAUUAAUUGAGUUUUAUAUCACUUGAA
Messenger RNA from Daldinia caldariorum, 3205 nucleotides. RefSeq lists its product as uncharacterized. Lineage: Eukaryota; Fungi; Ascomycota; Sordariomycetes; Xylariales; Hypoxylaceae. The record is from RefSeq and is a predicted model, not a curated record. The coding region runs from base 519 to 2876 and encodes 785 amino acids. The transcript is spliced from 2 exons.